AGAGGAGAGAGGAGAGGAGAGAGGGUGCGCGCCGUGGUUUCGCUGGGUUCCUCUGUACAGACUUCACCCUGGAGCUGUUUUGCACCCACGGCCGGGCUUGUUUCUGUGCUUUCAGGCGCGGUGCCCCCAUGCUCGGCUCUGGGACGAUGGACGAGGAGUUUGUAACCGAGGAAGAGGAGCCGUGGUACGAUCAGCAGGACUUGGAACAGGACUUGCAUCUGGCUGCAGAACUGGGCAAGACUCUGCUGGAGAGGAACAAGGAGCUGGAGGACUCUUUGCAGCAGAUGUACAUCACUAAUGAAGAGCAGGUGCAAGAGAUUGAGUACCUGUCUAAGCAGCUGGACGUUUUGCGGGACAUGAACGAACAACACGCCAAAGUCUACGAGCAGCUGGACGGGACGGCCCGAGAGCUAGAGCGCACCAACCACACUCUGGUGCAGGACAGCAAGAGCUCUCAGCACAAGAUCGAGAGCCUUAGCGGGUGCAUCGAGGUGCUGCAGAAGCAGGUGGAGACUCUGACGGGCCAGUUGGAGCAGCUCCGGUCCAUGGAGCAGCUGCGAGUGCGGAGGGAGAAGAGGGAGAGGAGGAAGACCAUCCACUCCUUCCCCUGUCUGAGAGAGCUGUGUACUGCACCCAAGUAUGAGGAUGAGUUUGUGGUGGGGCGGGCGGAGAGCUUCUCUGUGGAGACUAAGCAGCAGCCGUGCGAGGAGGAGGAGAACCUGCAGCUCCGCGAGGCCGUGUCCUCCCUGAGAGCCGCCAUAAGGACCGAGAGAGGGCGCCGGGAUGCAGUGGAGAAGGAGUGCCACCUGCUGCUGGCCGAGUUCUCCCGACUGCAGACACGAGUGCAGGACGCUGAAAGCUGCCAGGCGCGAGUGCGAGAGCUGGAGGUGGAACUCCUGGAGCUCCAGCAGCUUCGUCGCGCUCGCACCUACCUCCUGAGCAGCGACGAGGACGGGCUCACCCUCACCCAGACCGUUCUCCACAGCACCCCUGAGAUCGACACCUUCAUGGACUCGGCAGGGGAGGAGGGUGGAGGCGUGCGGGAGACCACCCAGCACGGCCAAGGAGCGGGAGGCGAAACCUUACCUGACUCCAGCCCCGUGAGGAAGAGCUGCAGCGACACCGCCCUGAACGCCAUCGUGGCCCGGGACCCUUCAGGCCGCAGGAGGGGCAGCUACGCUCUCCAUGCUAACAGCGUGCGCAAACGGGGGAUGUCCAUUCUGCGCGAGGUGGACGAGCAGUACCACGCCCUGCUGGAGAAGUACGAAGAGCUCCUGGGCAAGUGCAGGCGUCACGAGGAGAGUCUGUGCCACGCCGAGGUGCAGACGUCCCGCCCGGUGUCCCGCGACCCGUCCAUGAAAGACUGCGCCGCCGUGGCUCCUGUGCCGGCCCCGCCCCCCACCACGCCCACACAGGAGUCGCCGUCCACACCUGAAGCCAUGGAGAGCAUCAGCAGGCAGGUGGAGGCCGUGGACAAGAGAUUAGGGCAGAACACGCCUGAGUACAAGACGCUGUUCAAGGAGAUAUUCUCACGCAUCCAGAAAACCAAGAUGGACAUCAAAGCCACGAAAGCAGCUAAAGCGAAAGGGAAAUCAGGCAAAGCUAGCAAACACUAAGAAAGCCGUAUGGUUUUAUUAAAGUGGAACUAAACACUAAAUCAACUGUUUUUGCUACGUAACUGUGUACAUGGCGUUUUAAUAGCAUUGUGUUCUGUUCCUUGUCCUUUUUGGCUAUUUCAAGUGCUACAUGAUAUCACACAUGACUGCCCUGCUUACAGCCAUUACUUUCUGAUUACCAACACCUGGCUGCAAGGGCAGAGUUUGAAGUGUGGAUACCUGUUAAACCAAUCACACUGUUCCUUCCUCCUUCCUCACUUUCUUCUCUAGUCCUGCCCAGUUUAGCAGCUCUAUUUGAAAUGUGUUUAUAGGAGGAGUUUAGGUGUUUAGUUCCACUUUAAAAGGAAAAGUUGAGUUGAUUGUGCUAUCUGUGACCACUGAUGUCCAUGAUUUAUUCCUGAUAAUCGAGUGAUGGACAGAAAUUUAUAACUUUAGAAUGAUCUUGAGCUGUAGAACAACUGUAAGACUUAGUAUACGCCCAUGGACCACUAUGGAACCUACACGGAUGACUGAGAUAUAAGGCCACAUGGUAAUAUAAAAGUACUAUGAUGUAAUGCUGAAAAUCAAAUUCUGUUGGCUAAAUAGUGUUUUUAUUAUCAUUGUAGUAUCAGAAUCAAUAUCGAGUAUCAAGUCUAUUCCUUAGUAUUGAAAUCAAGUUUGAAAUUUUAGUAUCGUUACAACACUAAUCUAUUGUAAGAAACAAGGUCCCUCAUCAAUACGUUACAUAAUUUCAGUGUUCAAUUGGGUGGAGAUGGAUGAGUUGCACUGGGAGCACAAAAAACUGUUGCAUGUACAGUAAUAUAAUUUAAAAAAUGUUCCCUAAAUGACCUUUUCUAACCCAUUAUUUAGCUAUUUUAUCAAUAUUAUAAUCAGGUAGAAAUAUUUUUAACCUUACUCUAUA
This is a messenger RNA of Periophthalmus magnuspinnatus, 2517 nucleotides long. Its product is annotated as cerebellar degeneration-related protein 2-like. The record is from RefSeq and is a predicted model, not a curated record. The transcript has 6 exons. NCBI's taxonomy places the organism in Eukaryota, Metazoa, Chordata, Actinopteri, Gobiiformes, Gobiidae. Bases 129 to 1616 code for a protein of 495 amino acids.